AUGUGGAAAAUUGUCUCCCAACGUAACCGGUACGUUGCUACCGGGUUUUCGUUUGCCAGGCGAACAUUCCUGUCCGAUGCGUACCAGUGCCGUGAUGCUUGGAACGCUCGUUUGGCGACCCCGAUUCUGGAAAAGAUCAACCUCGAAACGCUGUACUAUGAUUUGGAGCAGCGGUUCCAGCAGAAGCAGAAAAUUUCCGCCAUCGAUAUCGAUAUCUACGCCAACAAGCUUGUGGACGAUACGCACAUCGAAGAGAUAGCCGAAUUUCUGUACAAAUUUCGUCUGACGGAGGAAACAUCAAACACGCUCGACUCGACACACCAUGCCGUGGUGCGGAACUAUCUCGACCACAAGUGUUACGGCCAGUUGCUCGAGGUGUUGAACAACCGUAUCGGAUACGGUGUAUUUUUGGAUGAUUACAGUGCAAACCUAACGCUCGAUCAAUUGAUAAAGGAGAAAGAAUUCCGGCAUGCGGCACGUGUUGCCACACUGCUAGCGUUGCAGGAGGAUUUUUCCAAUCCCAUUACCAGAGCGCUUUCGUUGUACAGUUGCUACCGGUACGCAAAGACACCGGAUGCGGAGCAUUUCGAUGAUCUUACACCGGUUCAGCAGGAGGUAACUGAAGGCGAAGGACAGAAGAAGAAGAAGAAGGAAGAAAUCAAAGUCAGGGUAAAGUUUUUGCGAAAUGAAUUUUUCGACGAUCAUUUUGACCUGACCGACAGUCAGCUGUUGCUCGGCAAAACGUUCGUAGAGCUUGGGCGAAGCUACGGUGGAGCUAGCAGUCCGAUUGGAGCGAGUUGCGAGCUGUUGGGAUUGGCGAUGUACAAAAAGUAUGAUCAAGCGAUCGCAUACGUAAAGGAAAAUGCGGGAAAAGGAUUGAACGAGGAAGCUCUGCAAAUGCUUCGAAACACGUUGGAGAAGGAAGACAACAAGGAGGAUGAAAAGUAUGUGGCAUUUGGCGAAGUAGUAGACAAAAUAGAGGCUAGUAUGAAGCUCAACAAGGAAAGUUUCGAAAAGUUGAUUCUUGACGAAGUUAACAAGACGGUUAGCUCACAUGAAAAACAACAAAUAGAGGGACAAGCAAAGCUCUAUUCGGACUGGUGCAAUGUCCGACAGCAACGGCUAGAUGAAGAAUUUAACCGCAUGCAGCGCGCGAAACGGCUAAAGGAACUUGAACAGCUAGCACUGGAUAUGGAGAAGGAAGAGCAGAAGCUUUGGUUCUUUGAAAACGAGGAUAAAAUCGAUCUACAGAUCGAUAGUAAGCAGGUGUACUAUCCCAAACGGUGGUUUGGCAAGAAAAAGAAGCCACGCACGGUCGAUGUGGAUUACGUUCCACCGGAAGUCCGGCAGCGAAAUUAA
This is a messenger RNA of Anopheles maculipalpis, 1359 nucleotides long. RefSeq lists its product as uncharacterized. The record is from RefSeq and is a predicted model, not a curated record. Gene Ontology annotation, cellular component: mitochondrion. The coding region runs from base 1 to 1359 and encodes 452 amino acids. The transcript has 2 exons. NCBI's taxonomy places the organism in Eukaryota, Metazoa, Arthropoda, Insecta, Diptera, Culicidae.